Messenger RNA from Osmia bicornis bicornis, 5019 nucleotides. RefSeq lists its product as uncharacterized. Bases 1 to 5019 code for a protein of 1672 amino acids. The record is from RefSeq and is a predicted model, not a curated record. The transcript has 4 exons. NCBI's taxonomy places the organism in Eukaryota, Metazoa, Arthropoda, Insecta, Hymenoptera, Megachilidae. Gene Ontology annotation, biological process: DNA integration. Gene Ontology annotation, molecular function: nucleic acid binding.
AUGGACGUUCCCAAAUUAGUUUAUUAUCACCAGCAGCGUCAGGAAAACACUACCUGGUGUCUAACGCACGAUAUUGUUCGUGAAAUACAUAAAGUGAGACAGGACGUAUUAACAACCCUUCUCACCAAUCACCACAACGCCACGACGUACAUCCAAGUCGAGCGUAAGGCAACAGCGAAGACAUCCCAUAGAGCGGAGUCAUCGGACGAACGAGUCAAUCAUCAUUCCAUUUGGAUACCACCCUGGUGGACAAGUCCCGUUUGGACAACACCCACGCAAGGAAACAAAGUCAUCAACCUUCCCGAUGCCAAGCAUCGGACGACUAACAUCGCUGCAUAUCCCGUUGGAGAGCAGUCAUCUCAGCAUCAUCCAGAAUCAUUGAAUACGAAGACAACAUUCAACCCAAAGGAGAGCUGCAAGGUCAACAUACCCCGCGGAGUAAACAAGGCAAAUGUAUCACGCCUAAUUAAACAUUUGAAUGAACAUGCACAAUUAAGUCUAGAAGCAUUAGAGACACGUAAAGGUAAAUUAGAAGAAUACUAUCAAGCCUUUACAAAGGUACAAUCCGAAAUUGAAGAUCUUGCAGAAGAAGUGUCGCUUGAUGCAGAUCAAGAUUUAGAACGGGAACAAUUUGAUGAAAUUUACUAUGAAUGCUCUGAUCUAAUUAGUCACAAACUUCGCGAGUUACAUCCGAUUAAUAAUCAGUCUACGGCUGACAUCAGUCAGGCUACAUCAACUGCGAGUAAUUCAAAGGUCAUUAUUCAACAAAAUACAUUAUUACCCAAGAUUGAAAUUCGUCCAUUUGACGGUAAUCCCAUUGAGUGGCACAGCUUCCAUGACACGUUUCAGUCAUUGGUACACACUGAUGCUCAAAUUCCCGCGGUUCAGAAGUUUUACUUAUUAAAAAAUUCACUUCGCGGUAGCGUAGCCACAAUAAUCGAAUCUUUGAAUGCGUCCGAAGAAAACUAUUUGGUAGCUUGGGAAAUGCUCAAACAACGAUGCGAUAAACCCCGGCAAAUAAUACAAACACACAUCAAACUGCUUUUAGAAUUGCCCGAGAUUAGUAAAGAUUCACCUCUUGGUCUGCGAACACUAAAAGAAAAGGCAUUAAUGCAUGUUAAUGCAUUAAAGGCUCUUCAAGUACCAGUAGAUAGUUGGGAUGCCAUUUUAAUCUACAUUAUUAUUCAAAAACUCGAUAAAGCAACGCGACGAACUUGGGAACGGUCUCUUGAUAAUGCUCAAAUGCCAAAAUUCAAUGAACUAAUUGCCUUUUUAAAUAAACAAGAGCGGGGAGAUGAAAUUGAAGAAUGUAGCACCGCGAAAUAUAAGUACAACAAUCCUACAAUCACUAAUAGAGGCACAAAUCGAAUAGAGAAGCUAUCGGGAGCUCGCGGACAGGCGUACGUAAACAGACGGGCUCUUACAAUCCCUCAUAAUAUAACUUUAGCGGAUCCUGAAUUCGAUAAACCGGCAGAAAUCGACGCGUUGAUCGGAACAACAUUGUUUUAUAAAUUACUCAGCAUCGGGCAAAUUAGCCUAUCCAAUAAUGCAAACGCAGUAUUACAAAAAACCUUGUUAGGAUGGAUUGUUGCUGGUGAGGUCGGCAACCCCGAAAGGGUAGCGAUAACUAAGUCGUGCCAUUUAAUAACCGCAGUAGACAAACAAUUGACGCGAUUCUGGGAGGUGGAAGAGGUACCAACAAACAAGCACCUUUCAAACGAAGAAUUAACAUGUGAAAGAUUCUACGUUGAUUCUACUAUUCGUGGAUCUGAUGGAAGAUAUACUGUACGUCUACCAUUCAAUGAUCAAAAAGGGAUGUUGGGCGAUUCUUAUAAAAUGGCGCUGCGUAGGUUCUAUUCAUUGGAACAAAAAUUGGCGAAAGAUAGAAUACUCAAGCAACAAUAUUCAGAAUUUUUACGGGAAUAUCAUGAUCUCGGACACAUGAAAGAAAUUACUCGGGACAACGUCAAAUUUGAAGGCUACUAUAUACCACAUCACGCGGUGGUAAAGGAGGCAAACUUAUCAACUAAGGUGCGGGUAGUCUUUGAUGCAUCAGCCAAAAGUACGACAAAUAUCGCGUUAAAUGAUACAUUAAUGGUUGGUCCCACCAUUCAACGGGAAUUAGUAUUCACAAUAAUGAAAUUCCGACUACACAAUGUCGUACUUGCAGCUGACGUGCAAAAAAUGUAUCGACAAGUCAAGGUCAAUAAUUAUGAUGCGGUCUAUCAAAAGAUUUUAUGGCGAGAUAAUGAGCAUGACGCUCUGCGCGUAUUUAAAUUAACCACGGUUACACAAGGUACGGCACCAGCACCAUUUUUAGCGACCAGAACACUACAACAAUUAGCAGAAGACGAGAGCAAACACUUUCCAUUAGCAGCUGUUAGUUUAAAAAACGAUUUUUAUGUCGAUGACUUGCUCACCGGCACAUCUUCGGUUGAAAGGGCGGUAGAAUUAAAAAAUCAAUUAAUUAAGCUAUUAAGGCGCGGAGGAUUCGAAUUUCAUAAAUGGGCAUCGAAUAAACAUGAACUAGCGGUAGAGUCCAACAACGAUAAUCAUGUGCAAAAUGUUUGUUUAAACACUAACGAUCAAACUAGAAAAUUAUUAGGAAUUUAUUGGGACUCGAUCGAGGAUACGAUAAUGUAUGUCAUUAAACCAUUUGAUAAGGAUGAGCGCCCCACAAAACGGUCUAUACUCUCACAAAUUGCUCAUUUGUUUGACCCGCUAGGAUUAUUAGGACCAGUGAUUAUUCUAGCAAAACUCAUAAUGCAGGAAUUGUGGAAGGCUAAUCUAAACUGGGACGAAUCAAUACCACAAUCACUACACAAAAAAUGGACAAAUCUUAAAGAAGCAUUACCAACUCUUAGUCAAUUCAAGGUAGUACGGCAAAUCGCGUUAGCUGAUGUCGUUAGUUACCAGUUGCAUGGCUUUUGCGACGCCAGUGAACAAGCGUAUGGCGCGUGUAUUUAUUUACGUUCAAUAGAUAAGUUCAACAAAUGUUCAGUGCAGUUAGUUUGUGCAAAAUCUCGAGUUGCUCCAGUCAAAACAAUAACCGUUCCGCGAUUAGAAUUGUGCGCGGCACAUUUGUUAACAAAAUUGUUAAAAGCCGUGUCUGAAGCAUUGCAGAUUAGUUAUGACAAAAUUAAACUAUGGUCGGAUUCCACAAUCACACUUCAUUGGAUUAAAGCAUCUCCUCAUACUCUAAAAACAUUCGUUGCAAACCGAGUAGCGGAAAUCCAAGCAAACAGCAAUCCUGAUGACUGGAACCAUAUAGCUACGGAUGAAAAUCCCGCUGACUAUAUCUCUCGUGGUCAAGCUCCCGUCAAAUUCUUAUCCAACACGCAUUGGUUGCAUGGACCUGCGUGGCUUUCGCAAGAUGAAAGUAGAUGGAACAUCAAGGAGUUAUCGUCUAUAACGGUCCCUGAUCAACGAAUUACAACAACCCUUACGGUUACCGGACAAGUUACUGAGAGUCCAGGGCGAGCAGAGCAAGACAACACAGAAGGCAAUGAUACAUUCGAGCGAUUUUCAUCCAUUCAUAAAUUAAAUCGGUUCGUUGCUCUUUGUCGUAGAGCCAUCGCAAAUAGAAAAUUAGAAAACAAGGUAAAGGGGAACUAUUCGGUAGAAGAGUUACAGAACGCACAUCAUCAAAUUAUUAGAGUAGUACAACAAAAAUCUUUUUCGCGAGAUAUACAACGAUUAAAGGAGGGACGGGAAGUGCAUCCAAAGAGUGAACUUCUAUGUUUAACUCCGUUUUUAGAUGUUGAUGGUAUUAUACGGGUGGGAGGUAGACUUACACAUGCAGCAAUUAGUUACUCACGAAAAUACCCAAUUGUACUGCCACGAAAUCAUCACAUAACAAAAUUGAUAAUAUCAAAGGAGCACAUAAGAAAUUGGCACGCAGGCAUGCAGGCUACGUUAAAUUCAGUUAGGAACAAUUAUUGGCCAAUUGACGGUAAAAAUAGCACUAGACACAUUAUUCGUAAAUGCAUACGCUGUCAUAGGGUGAACCCCAAGCUACCAAUAUACGUAAUGGGUGACCUGCCCAAGAAUCGAGUUAUACAAUCGCGUCCAUUUGAAUGCGUAGGACUUGACUAUUGUGGUCCGUUCUUGUUGAAAGAGAAGAAGUUUCGAAAUAAGGGAAAAUUGAAAGCGUACGUAGCAAUAUUUGUAUGUUUUGCAACUAGAGCUGUUCACAUGGAACUUGUGACAGAUCUGACGACUGAUACGUGUUUGGAAGCUGUCAAACGUUUUUGUGCUAGGAGGGGAAAGCCCAAUCAUAUAUAUUCCGAUAAUGCCACCAACUUCGUCGGUGCUAAAAACGAAAUUUUAAAGAUCAGAGCAUUCUUUCUAUCGGAAGAAAAUCAAUCAACAUUAACACACAGUCUCUUGAAUGAUGAAAUUAAUUGGCACUUCAUUCCACCCCGCUCUCCUCAUUUCGGAGGCUUGUGGGAAGCGGCUGUCAAGUCAUUUAAACAACACUUAUAUCGCACUGUGGGUGAUGCAAUGUUCACAUAUGAACAAUUUAAUACAUUCAUAAUUGAAAUAGAAUCAAUAUUGAACUCCAGACCCUUAACAUCCAUUUCCAGUGAUCCCAAUGACCUCACUGCCUUAACUCCAGCACACUUCCUAAUUGGAGGAUCUCUUAUUAACAUACCGGAAAUCGACCUGCGGAGUGUGCCAACCAAUAGACUGUCAAUAUGGCAGCACAUACAUAAGCUGAAGCAGCAUUUCUGGCAACGAUGGCACAAAGAGUAUUUAAAUGAAUUACGUACUCGAAAGAAGUGGCACCUAGGAAAUGGCACAGAAAUCACUGUCGGCAAGAUGGUGACCAUAAAAGAAGACAACCUUCCACCGAUGCAUUGGAGCAUCGGGCGCAUCAUCGCGGUCCAUUCAGGAACAGACAAUGUAGUGCGUGUCGCGACGGUAAAAACACCAACAGGAGUGUAUAAGCGUUCUAUUACCAAACUCGCGCCACUACCAAUAGACAAUCCAACAGACAAUGCGUCGAUACUACCAUAA